Molecule: messenger RNA, 461 nt
Organism: Closterium sp. NIES-67
Lineage: Eukaryota; Viridiplantae; Streptophyta; Zygnematophyceae; Desmidiales; Closteriaceae
Source: the annotation of a GenBank genome assembly
ACCCCUUUCAGAUGGUUCCAUGCAGUUUCGGCUGGUGUAAAACUUGAGUGAAAUGAUCGAACGCCGAGCUGCUCCUUCGGCGACAAGUUCCGUACAAGAACUGUAUACGCCCCGAGAGAGGCAUGGGAACGACCGAAGAUAUAAAAAGGAUGCUGAAACUGCUGCGAUUGUGGCUGCUGUACGAAAGGUGCAGUCGAUGGAGCAUCUGGAGUAUUCACAGAAGGCGGAUUCUGCUGUUGCGUACCGAUAUUAGCGUAGGCUGGUGGAAAAUGCCCAGAGGCUGAGAGACCAGCGGCCGUAGUGGAGGCAUAUGCUCCAGUAGUCCCAGUAACUGAUCCGGCAGAUGGUGCUGGUGAUGAACCAGUCAUAGUUGACGGUAGUCUUAAUUCCAGAUAGCUCUCAUACCAUGAAAUAAAUCGUCUGAUGUUGUAGUAGACUAAGUAUAAAACUAUAAACAAGAA